CUCUCACUCAGCCCGUACUGUCAGUCCCGGCUGGAGCCGCCGCCAGACCUAAUAAUAUAGAGUAUAAAGAAGGGAGGCUGUUAGGGAAGGUUCUAUCCUGCCGCAGGCAACUGCUAUACAAAGGGCGAUAAAGCAAACGACCGAUAUUGAGAGAGGACGAAUGCCGUCUAGAUUUUUUUUUUUUUUUUAUAUAUUACACAACUAUAGUUUGAAACUGAAGAAGAUUAUGAAGACUUCUGAAGGCAGGCAUUUGGUCGUCCUGUGAGCAAGCCAAUAACAUUUAUUUUAUAAGAGAGAUCUGAGAAGAGAUAUCUGUGUAUAGUGUUGGGACUGGGUAUACUGCCUGAAAAGCGCUGACAAUCGUGUUUUCGCAUCUUUAAAUGAAAAGAAUAGAUUCUAGACGCGAAAAAUAGGAACAUUAAUUGUGGCCGCUUUGGGAAACCGCCAGGUAUCAUUUCUCUCACAAAGGAGGGGUUCUUCUGGUACUGGGUUCGGCGGAGACACGUCGAAAAAGGGGAACGUUAAGUAUAAAUAUUAUACAAUUCGUUUUAAUUUGGAUAUCAUCGUUACAAACCAGUGUAUUCUUUUAUUCAGAACACCGGACAUAAAUACUUUUUUUUUUCUUCUAGAGCCUACAACCAAGGGGGAGAAAUAACUCGAUUUGCUAUAGCUAUUUUGGAUUCUACAUCGGUGUAUAUGCCCAACAAUACAAUCAAAAACAUACAAUACAAUCAAGAACAUACAAUACAAAUCAAAUACAAUAUAUUUUUGCAAGAACUCCAUGUGGUAGCUAAAAAGUAAAUAGACAAGCGCAGUCCUGCAUUCAGAAAUUGAGGAAGUGGACAUUUUAGUGGGUACUGUCAUAAAGCAGCCGAACGCAGAAGUAAUUGGGAAAUGCACACUUGGUCAGAGAACAUUAUAGAAGCCCCGGGAGAUUGUAUUUAAUUAUAUUGCUGGGUUAAACAGCAGAACUGCAGUUAAAAACGAAAAGCUGCCAAAAAGCAUUGUUACAAGACAGGGUAUUGCCUGGCUCAGAUUUCAUCCUGCACGGGGACUAGAGAGGGGAGAGGCACAGUCUAGCACAAAACAGAAUAGCGCAUGGAUAAUUUUAAAAAAAGAAGCCAAUAGCUAAUUUGCAUCGUCUGUUGCAACCGAUACCAGGUAGAUAAAUAGGGUCCUGGGUUCGAAAUCUAAUAAAGAACGAGAAGGAUACAUAAAUAAGCUUUUUUUUUCUUGUGGUGUGGAAUGAAGAUACUGGGAUAAUUCUUGGGUCUUAAAUAUUGCAACUGAUCACGGAGAGGAGAAGAGGGGCUAUUAAAAGCGACCGAGAUCCAAUUGUUUCUCAUUGUGAGAGACAGAUCAAUAAAAAAAAUUAAGAGGUUGGAUGCGGGGUCCCCUUAUAUUCUAGUGCGGUAGUUCUCAAAUCGGCGCCACUCUUUUAAGGCAGCAAGCUCGUAGAGAUUUGUUUGUGAUCAAUAAUAGGCGAACAGGUGCAAAGUAACCUACAGCAAACAGACGAGAAGGAAAAAAAAACAAGGAACACAUUGGUCCCCUGUUUAGGAUAAUGGAGGGCGAUCGGGACAUGUACCGCCAGUUUCAGGACUGGUGUCUCCGGACAUAUGGGGAUUCGGGGAAGACGAAGACAGUGACCCGUAAAAAAUACGACCGGAUAGUGCAGCUACUAAAUGGAUCAGAGUGCAGCUCCACAGACAAUGCUAAGUUUAAAUUUUGGGUCAAGUCCAAAGGUUUCCAGCUUGGGGUUCCUGAUGAGAUCAGCGGUGGAGAGAAGCAAGUGCUGUACGUGCCGGUGAAAACUACGGAAGGCGUGGGGAUAGAUGAGAAAAUAUCAUUAAGACAAGUGGCUGUGGUAGAGGAUUUCUUUGAUAUAAUUUACGCCAUGCAUGUUGAAAAUGGAACUAAUGGAGAAAAAACACGGAAACAUGCUGGACAGAAGAGGACUUACAAGGCAAUUUCAGAGACCUAUGCCUUCCUGCCACGUGAAGCAGUGACACGGUUUCUUAUGAGCUGCUCUGAGUGUCAGAAGAGAAUGCAUUUAAACCCAGAAGGAGCAGAGCACAAAGAAAACGGAAAGCCACCCACUUUGGUGACCAGCAUGAUUGACUAUAACAUGCCAAUAACAAUGGCCUACAUGAAACACAUGAAGCUCCAGCUACUAAACUCCCAAAACGAUGAGGAAGACAGUUCUUUGGAUAGCGAUGAAUUUGACACGAGUGACUCAACACGGAUGUCAGCAGUGAAUUCUGACCUGAGUUCCAACCUCGAAGAGAGAAUGAGCAGUCCCCAGAAUCUUCACAAUCAGCAAGAUGAUGAUUCUGCAGCCGAUAGUAUAAAUGGAAAUGAAAUGGUGGCAUACAGCUCUAGUGUUACUAGAGGGAGCCACUGUAGAGAGAUGGUGGACGUCAACAGCAGCUGCAAAGCAACACCAGAGCAGAACGAGCAGCCUCUGAACCUUAGUGACAGCCCCCCGGUGACUGAGUACCGCUCGGAGAACCACAGCACCAAUGGGAGGAGUAAAUACAAAAGCCUCCUGCUGCCAGAUGUCAAAUCGGAUCCCAAGGAAAACGGGAGUAAGUCACCUGCACACAGCUUCUCCAGCUAUGACUCUGGGAAGAAUGAGAGUGUGGGGGGUGGAGUGGAGGACCUGUCACUCAGCCGAGGAGACGAGGAUGAAGAUGAACACGAUGAUCAGGAAGACUCGGAGAAGGCCAUGGAGGCGGAAGGUGUGGAGACAGAGCGCCUCAAGGCUUUCAAUAUGUUUGUCAGGCUGUUUGUAGAUGAAAACUUGGACCGAAUGGUCCCAAUAUCUAAGCAGCCCAAAGAAAAGAUCCAGGCUAUCAUUGAGUCGUGUAGGCGACAGUUCCCUGAGUAUCAGGAACGUGCCCGGAAACGUAUACGCACUUACCUGAAGUCCUGCAGGAGGAUGAAAAGGAAUGAUUUUGAUGCGUCCCGACCUAUACCUUCACACCUCACUUCGGCAGCAGCAGAGAACAUAUUGGCAUCAGCUUGUGAGAGUGAAAGCAGAAACGCUGCAAAGAGGAUGCGUCUGGACAGACCACAGGAUGAAGCUGUUCCAACUGACAAACAGUAUAAACAAGAACCCGUCCAGGUCACUUUCCCAGUAUCAGCUGUUUCUACUGCACAGGAGGUGUUGUACAUCAAUGGUAAUGGAACCUACAGUUGCCAUAGUUACAGCGGGUUAGGGGGAGGACUGCUGAACCUCACUGAAGCUUCUAGCAGUGGACCUACUGAUCUCAGCAUGAAGAGACCAUUAGUGCCAAGCUCAGGCUCCUCAAGUAGUUCUGCUUCACGGCCCCAGCUAAACUCCACUGAAAUCAAUGCGGUCAGGCAGCUUAUCGCGGGAUACAGAGAGUCGGCAGCGUUCCUCCUCCGCUCAGCAGAUGAACUGGAAAACCUGAUCUUACAACAGAACUGACCUCUGAACGACACCAUGCCUAAAGAGAGGGUUUCCGCUCAAGACUUUCCUAUUUUGUUCUUGCUUCCUUUUGGUUGCACUUUUUAUGAUUGUAAAAGCCCCUUUGUUUUUAACUGCCAAAACAACACCGUAGUACGCAGUACUCCUGGAACAGCGUCACACAACAGUGGCUGCUUCGAAGCCUUGACCUUGGGUAUUUCACACGGUACCUCAUUGCUUAGUCAAGUGCUUUUCCUCCUGUGUCAACCAAACAAAAAAACAAACAAAAAUACUGCAAUGGAUUUUUUGUUAUUGCUGUCAAGUGAGUGAGGAAAGAAUUAAGACAAUGUGAAGUACAAAAAAGGUUUGAUAUGCACGUGCAAUAUUAUUGAUUGGUGCUACUGACUGUUUUCUUAGACUUUGAACUGAAUUUUUCUUUGAAUAUCAGUGUGUUUUUUUUUUUUUUUUUUUAAGACAUUCUACAGUAGCGAUAAUGUGGGACCAGCUAUGUGAAAAUCAAUCAUUUACUUAACCCUUUAAAGGCCAGACAUUUUGGAUGUUCCUUUUAAAGUAUUAAUUCGUUUAAACAUAAUAUGGAGUCCAUUGUCAAAUAAACACUUAGUAGCACUUACAAACCAUAGCAAAAAAACAGUGACAGAAAUGUUAAAGCCCAGAAACAUCAAACAUAAUCUUGAAAUACAGAAUAGCACAAAUAUAAAAGCACAUCAUCAAUCUGGGUCCUGGAUUUCAAAACGGAGAGUGUUAUUGUAACUAACAAUAAAAGAAGGAUGCAAAUAAAUGAACAAACUGUACUGUAAUGCUGUUACAUUCUGACAUUGUCAAUAUGAUUGCGGCCCUUAAAGGGUUAACAGCUUCUAGAUGAACAUUCCAUGUCCCGAUCCUGUGUUUCUAGAUGGCCGUUCCACAAUCCUGUGUUUCUAGAUGACCGUUCCACAAUCCUGUGUUUCUAGAUGACCGUUCCACAAUCCUGUGUUUCUAGAUGAACAUUCCAUGAUCCUAUGUUUCAGUCCGUGGCAACGUAAGGGUAGAAAGGACAGACUGCUGUCAAUCAGAUAAGUGUGGUACAAAGGGAAUUGUUUAAAUGUUACUUUCUGAUGGAUAAAGGUUAUUGGUAAUUAGACUCUGCUAUUGAAACUAUACUACAGGUAUGUAAGCCAUAUAGAAGAGUCCAGACAAUACACUAUCCAUGCUGUGAUAAUUUGCAGCUAGGAAAGGCUAUAUACACUGUAGGUAAUAACAAAGUAAAGCAAUGGCUAUUCUACAAGUACAGAAUCUGAGCUAGCUCUGUGGUUCCUGCUGCUUUGUUGUUAUUGUUAUUAUUAUUAUUAUUAUUAUUUCCUUUUCAGUUUAUUUUACUUGUGGGAUGUAUAUCGAAUGUUGCAAGGUUGCAAGUGACAAUCUGAAAUCUUUGCACUCUUCUGUAUAUUUUUCAAUUACAAACUGCGGUUGAAUUGAGGCUAUUUAGUUCUUAAGUAAUUUAUAUAUCGUUUCCAUGCUAAAUUCGGCACAAACCUGUUGCAGCUGAAUGCAGUUCUCACAGUUUUUGUAGUUGUACUUUAUGGUCUGUAACAUAUUUUUAUACUGUUGAGUAUAUAGAUGUUUGGUUUGAUUUCAGUAAAAAGAUUUAUUAUACGUGUUGUGAAAAUAUUUUCGGUUUAGCUUUUUGUGAUAAAAAAAAACACCCUUGAGAUUCUUACAUUUUUACAGUGAUAUAGCUUAACAGAUUGGUUCUAUGUGCAUACGAAAUCUGCCUUAUUACAUGUCAAAUCCUAUUUAAUUUUUUUUUUUUUAAACUGUUAUGAUGGCAGUUCAUAUAAAUAUAAAUAAAUAUGUUAUUACUGUUUCUGUUUAAUAACUGACUAUGAUUGUGACCAAGUAAUGUGCACUUUCUAUUGUAAUUGUGGACAUAUUCAUGCAUUUUCUAGUAUUUCUUACGCUUGUUGCUUAAAGUAAACUAAAUGCAAAUUUUUGUGAUACUGUUGGUGAAUUGUGAAAAGUCAAAUCAAUGAGAUACAUGUGGUUGAAUUUUCAAUAAAUAUAAUUUAAAGAAA
Molecule: messenger RNA, 5505 nt
Organism: Polyodon spathula (Mississippi paddlefish)
Lineage: Eukaryota; Metazoa; Chordata; Actinopteri; Acipenseriformes; Polyodontidae
Product: nucleolar protein 4-like
Exons: 11
Coding region: 1565-3454 (629 amino acids)
Source: RefSeq, a predicted model, not a curated record